AUGACAGGAGUGUUUGACAGAAGGGUCCCCAGCAUCCGAUCCGGCGACUUCCAAGCCCCGUUCCAGACGGCCGCAGCCAUGCACCACCCGUCUCAGGAAUCGCCAACUCUGCCCGAGUCGUCGGCUACCGAUUCCGACUACUACAGCGCCCCGGGGGGAGCCCCGCACGGCUACUGCUCUCCUACCUCGGCUUCCUACGGCAAGGCGCUCAACCCGUACCAGUACCAGUACCACGGCGUGAACGGCUCCGCCGGCAGCUACCCCGCCAAAGCUUACGCCGACUACAGCUACGCCAGCCCCUACCACCAGUACGGCGGCGCCUACAACCGCGUUCCGAGCGCCACCAGCCAGCCAGAGAAAGAAGUGGCCGAGCCCGAGGUGAGGAUGGUGAACGGCAAACCAAAGAAAGUUCGUAAACCCAGGACUAUUUAUUCCAGCUUUCAGCUGGCCGCGUUACAGAGAAGGUUUCAGAAGACUCAGUACCUCGCCCUGCCCGAACGCGCCGAGCUGGCCGCCUCGCUGGGACUGACGCAAACACAGGUGAAAAUCUGGUUUCAGAACAAAAGAUCCAAGAUCAAGAAGAUCAUGAAAAACGGGGAGAUGCCCCCGGAGCAUAGCCCCAGCUCCAGCGACCCUAUGGCGUGUAACUCGCCGCAGUCUCCAGCGGUGUGGGAGCCCCAGGGCUCGUCCCGCUCGCUCAGCCACCACCCUCAUGCCCACCCUCCGACCUCCAACCAGUCCCCCGCGUCCAGCUACCUGGAGAACUCAGCUUCCUGGUACCCGAGCGCAGCCAGCUCAAUCAAUUCCCACCUGCCGCCGCCCGGCUCCUUACAGCACCCGCUGGCGCUGGCCUCCGGGACACUCUAUUAG
Messenger RNA from Budorcas taxicolor (takin), 870 nucleotides. RefSeq names its product distal-less homeobox 5 (gene DLX5). Gene Ontology annotation, biological process: cell differentiation; embryo development; regulation of transcription by RNA polymerase II. Gene Ontology annotation, molecular function: DNA-binding transcription factor activity, RNA polymerase II-specific; RNA polymerase II cis-regulatory region sequence-specific DNA binding. NCBI's taxonomy places the organism in Eukaryota, Metazoa, Chordata, Mammalia, Artiodactyla, Bovidae. The transcript has 3 exons. The record is from RefSeq and is a predicted model, not a curated record. Bases 1 to 870 code for a protein of 289 amino acids.